UAGAGAGGCGGAGGAGGAGGAGGCUUCCUCCUGAGCUCACUUCCGGAUGAGGAGGAGGCGGGAAAGCGAAGGCCUUAAUGGCGGCGGGAGAGAGAGAGACAGGAGGACGGGAAAUGAAGACCCUAUGAAGUUACCUCUGGCAUGAUAAGAGAAUAUUGGUAUCUAGUGGAUAUUUAGGAAUUUGAAAACCAAAGUGCAAUAAUGAAAUAACUCCUAUAGGAAGAAGAAAUCUUAUCUUGUGGGAUUCCCUUUUCAUCAGAAAGGAACAAGGAAGACCAUAUUGCAGUUAAUCGUAUACGUAACUGUCAACAUGGAGGAAAAACCCUACACAAGUCUUGAGGUUGGAAAGAGCCUCGCUCAGAGUGGAUUUCCACAUACACAUCCAAGGACGCACUCUGAGGAGAAACCCUACAAAUGCCUGGAGUGUGGGAUGAGCUUCGCAAAGAGUGCUAGUCUACUUUCACAUCAAAGGACUCACACUGGGGAGAAACCCUAUACAUGCCUGGAGUGUGGAAUGAGUUUCACUUGUAGUGGAAAUCUACAUAAGCAUAAGAGGACUCACAGUGGGGAGAAACCCUACACAUGCCUUGAGUGUGGACAGAGCUUUACUGCAAGCGGAAGCCUACGUUCACAUCAAAGGACUCACACUGGGGAGAGACCUUAUACAUGCCUGGAGUGUGGACAGAGCUUCACUCAUAGAGCAGGUCUACGUUCACAUAAAACCACUCACACUGGGGAGAAACCUUAUACUUGCCAGGAGUGUGGAAUGAGCUUCACUCAGAGUGGAACUCUACGUUCACAUCAAAGGACUCACACGGGGGAGAAACCCUAUAAAUGCCAAGAUUGUGGACAGAGCUUCACCGACAGUGGAAAGCUACGUUUACAUCAAAGGACUCACACGGGAGAGAAACCCUAUAAAUGCCUGGAGUGCGGGAAAACCUUUGCUCGGAUUGGAACUCUACAUUCACAUCAAAGAACUCACACUGGGGAGAAGCCCUAUACAUGCCUGGAGUGUGGGCAGAGCUUUGCUCGUAGUGGAAGUCUACACUCACAUCAGAGGAUUCACACUGGGGAGAAACCCUUCAAAUGCCUGGAGUGUGGACAGAGCUUCACUCAGAGUGCGGGCCUACUUUCACAUCAAAAGACUCACACUGGGGAGAAACCGUACAAAUGCCUGGAGUGUGUCCAGAGCUUUGCCGAGAGCGGAAGUCUGUGCUCACACCACAGGAUGGACACCGGAGAGGAGCCCUAUACACUCCUGGAAGGAAUUUCUUAACAAUCCUGGAUGUCCAUCUAGAAAGAAAAUUUGAAAGAUUACUAAAAUACAUGAUAAUUGCAACAAGAAUCCCAUAUCCUCAAAAACGAAAGGAAGACGUUAUCCCUACUCAGGUUAACUGACUGGUGAAGAUCUUCAAACUAGCAGAUAUUAAGACACAGACACUGCUGAUUAAGGAGAAAAAUUCUAUCCCUUUCAAGAAAUGUUGUAAAUUUAAAAUUAUUCUUUGAUUACAACAAUACGGGUAUAUGUCAAGUGUAAGAUUGAUGAAUUAGAAUAGUGGUACCAAAUAAUAAUAAUAAUAAUAAUAAUAAUAAUAAUAAUAAUAAUAAUAAUAAUAAUACAGUAGUAGUAGUAAUAGCAAUACAGUAGAGUCUCACUUAUCCAACAUAAACGGGCCAGCAGAAUGUUGGAUAAGCGAAUAUGUUGGAUAAUAAGGAGGGAUGAAGGAAAAGCCUAUUAAACAUCAAAUUAGGUUAUUAUUUAUUUAUUUAUUUCAAUUAUUUAUACCCCGCCCUUCUCACCCAAGGGGACUCAGGGCGGCUUACAAGUGGCAAUUGAUGCCGUUAUACAAUAAACUAAAACGAUUAAAACAGUUAAAACAGUCAUAAAAUACAAUAUACAAAGUUUAUUUUACAAAUUAAGCACCCAAACAUCAUGUUAUACAACAAAUUUGACAGAAAAAAUAGUUCAAUACGCAGUAAUGCUAUGUAGUAAUUACUGUAUUUACAAAUUUGGCACCAAAAUAUCACGAUGUAUUGAAAACAUUUACUACAAAAAUGCGUUGGAUAAUCCAGAACGUUGGGUGAGUGUUGGAUAAAUGAGACUCUACUGUAGUAGUAGUAAUAGUAAUAAUUAUAAUUAUAAACUAUUCAUACCCUGCCACCAUAUGCAGAGUGGUACAUAUAAAAUAAACAGUACAUAAAAAUGAUAAUACAUAAAAGUAUAGCAACAACAAAGGCAGAAGUGUGCUUAUAUAGGAUUGUCUUAAUGGAGUAUAAUAAUAAGCUAGUAAAAACCAACGGGUAGAGAGUGAUGUUUGUGGAAUUAGACCCACGUCUGUCUGUUUUUUGUUUGCUGGUGGCAAUAAAAAGGGAACUAGACGUGUGUUACUGUAGGAGAUUCCUUUUUGGUUCCUUUUCACUAAAAGAUAAUAUAACCACCAGACAGAGAAUGUAAAGGGUUGUUGUAUGUCUUUCGGGCUGUGUGGCCAUGUUCCAGAAGCAUUCUCUCCUGACGUUUCGCCCACAUCUAUGGCAGGCAUCCUCAGAGGUUGUGAGGUAUGGAGAAAACUAAGCAAAGAGGUUAAUAUAUAUCUGUGGAAAGUCUAGGGUGAGAGAGGUCAGUGUGAAUGUGUAGUUAAUCACUUAAAUUAGCAUUGAAAAGCUUAUCUGCUGUCUUCUUCCUGCCUCUGGGGCAUCCUUUGUUUAGAGUCGUUAACUGCCCUUGGUUGAUUCAUGUCUGGAAACCCUCUGUUUUCAGAGUAUUGCUUUUUAUUUACUGUUCUGAUUUUUGAGUUUUGUAAUACUGGUAGCCAGAUUUUGUUCAUUUUCAUGGUUUCUUCCUUUCUGUUGAAGUUGUCCACAUGCUUGUGGAUUUCAAUGGCUUCUCUGUGUCGUCUGACAUGAUAGUUGUUAGAAUGGUCCAGCAUUUUUGUGUUCUCAAAUAGUAUUCUGUGUCCAGGCUGGUUCAUCAAAUGCUCUGCUAUGGCUGAUUUCUCUGGUUGAAUUAGUCUGCAGUGCCUUUCAUGUUCUUUGACUCUUGUUUGGGCGCUGCGUUUGGUGGUCCCUAUGUAGACUUGUCCACAGAGAAUGUAAAGUCCUUACAUUAGAUAACACGGAUUGUUUAUAGUUUGUAGCUGUUGGGUUUUUUAUGUUUAGGGUAUAGUAGUAGUAGAGUAGUAGUCUAGAAUUUUUUUUGUAGAUUAUGUUUGUUUGUUUUUUUGUUCUUGUAUGUUUGUAAGUUUUAUUUUAAUCUGUCUAAAUAAAAAGUUACAGAAGGAGGUUUGGGCAAGAUGCCAUUUGGGGUCCCUGUGGGGUCCUGGGAUUCAUUGCGAUGGGCCUAGGCUUCAACCACAUUGUCGGCCCCCAUUUUCUCUCUCUUCUUGCUUUUUUGUCUCCUGUGAGGACGCAUUUCCAAUAACGUGCUUGAAGAAUGUCAAGAUGCAGCUGAAUGCAUAUUUUUCUGAUAUCUUUACUUUUUACCUACCUUAGAAUAUAAGGUUUAGAACGUUAGUUAGCUCCAAGAACUUUCCUAUCCCGAAUGUAUUUCCUUGACUUCAGUAAAUACUUUAGAACUUGUAUUUUGGCUCUGCCAUCCUGAGCAACAGCGGCUUAUCACAGCUCAACACACCUCCGCCCUCCUCUCCCACGAAGCCCCCUCCCUUGCCGGCCUGAGGUGACGUCACUCCCUCCCUCCCCCGAAGAAGAAGAGAGGAGGCCUCAUUGGCCGGCCGCCUUCUCGCCGCCCAUCAAUCCAAAUCGAAGCGGAGAAAGCAGCCAACGGGAGACGUCUGGUGGGCGGGGCUUGAGGCAGGCAGCCAAUGGGUAGGCGAAGGCUGCCUUCGAGGUGAAGACGGAGGAGGGCGACGACAGCAAGGACGAGGCCUGUCUUUGUGAGGCGGGAGCGAAGCACACACACGUGUAGGGAAGUGAGGAUUCUAUGAAGCCGCCUCUCAGGUGCCGUAAGGAAACCAAUAAUACAGGAAGAAGGUGAUCCUCUUGCAGAAUUCUUGACCUCACUUACAAAUAAGAAAGGAAAAAAGAAGAGCCGAGUAUUGGCCUUUCGACUGAACACCCAUAUCACUCACUAUCGACAUGAAGGAAAAAGCAUCUCAAUGCCUGGAGUGUGGGAAGAGCUUCACUCGGAGGGAUCGUCUGCAGCAACACGAAAGGACUCACUCUGGGGAGAAGCCCUACCAGUGCCUGGAGUGUGGGAAGAGCUUCAGUGAGAAUGGAAGUUUACGCAGACAUCAGAGGACUCACACGGGGGAGAAGCCCUACAAAUGCCUGGAGUGUGGGCAGAGCUUCACUCAGAGUUCAACUCUACGUUCACAUGAAAGGACUCACUCUGGGGAGAAACCUUAUACAUGCCCGGAGUGUGGGCAGAGCUUCACUCAGAGUUCGGUUCUACGUUCACAUCAAAAGACUCACACUGGGGAGAAACCCUAUAAAUGCCUGGAGUGUGGGCAGGGCUUCACACGUAGUUCGGAUGUACUCACGCAUCAGAGGUCUCACACUGGGGACAAACUCUAUAAGUGCCAGGAGUGUGGGCAGAGCUUCACUCAUAAUUCAGCUCUACGUUCACAUCAAAGGACUCACACUGGGGAGAAACCUUUUAUAUGCCUGGAGUGUGGACAAAGCUUCACUCGGAGGGGUUAUCUGCAGCAACAUGAAAGGACUCACACUGGAGAGAAACCCUACAAAUGCCUGGAGUGUGGACAGAGCUUCACUCAGAGUUCAGUCCUACGUUCACAUCAAAGGACUCACACUGGGGAAAAGCCCUAUAAGUGCCUGGAGUGUGGACAGAGCUUCGCUCACAGUGGAACUCUACGUUCACAUCAAAGGACUCACUCUGGGGAGAAGCCUUAUAAAUGCCUGGAGUGUGGACAGAGCUUCACUCUUAGUGGAAGUCUACGUUCACAUGAAAGGACUCACUCUGGGGAGAAGCCCUACAAUUGCCUUGAGUGUGGACAGAGUUUCACUCUGAGUUCAAAUCUACUUAGACAUCAAAAGAUUCACAUGGGGAAGAAACUCUAUAAUUGCCUUGAGUGUGGACAUGGUUUCAACCAGAGUUCAAAUUUACAUAGACAUCAAAGGACUCACUCUGGGGAGAAACCUUAUAAAUGCCUGGAGUGUGGACAGAGCUUCGCUCUGAGUGGAAGUCUACGUUCACAUGAAAGGACUCACUCUGGGGAGAAACCCUAUAAUUGCCCUGAGUGUGGACAGAGUUUCACUCUGAGUUCAAAUCUACUUAGACAUCAAAAGCUUCACAGGGGGAAGAAGCCCUACAAUUGCCUUGAGUGUGGACAGAGUUUCACUCAGAGUUCAAAUCUACUUAGACAUCAAAGGGUUCACUCUGGGGAGAAACCCUACAAAUGCCUGGAGUGUGGACAGAGCUUUGCUCACAAUUCAGCUCUACAUUUACAUGAAAGGACUCACACUGAGGAGAAACCCUUUAAAUAAUAAUAACAACAACUUUAUUUAUAGACUGCUCUCUCUCUCCAAGGGUACUCAUGGAGUGUGGACAGAGCUUCACUCAGACUUAUCUAAGUGACAUUUUUCAGUAUUAUUUCCAUUCCAUCCCAAUAUUUCAAUAUUAUUUCAAUAUUACUUGUAAUAUUAUUUAUAAAAUAUGUAAUAUUUUUUCUUCCAAUGUGGUUUAAAUACUAUGUGUCCCAGGGAGGUGAAGAUCUUCCCUGAGUUUAAGUCUAGCCGGGUCCAACUCCCCCGAGUGGCUGGACAUCUCCAUUCCCAUAAUAAUAUUAUGAUGUAAUACAAUGUAAUAAUAAUUAUAAUUCACUAUUAUAAUUGUAUAUUUAUAUUACAUGCAAUAUUACUAAUAAUAUUGCUAUAUAGUUGUAUAAUAUAAUAUAUUGUAUGUAUAUAUACUUGUAAACCGCCCUUUGGGGUGAGAAGGGCGAUAUAUAAAUAUCACAAAUAAUAAUAAUAAUAAUAAUUCCCAAUGCAAAGAGCCAGCGUUGUCCGGAGACACCGCCAAGGUUGUGUGGCCACGGGCACGGCAGCAUGGAGUUCCAGUGUUACUUUCCUGCCAAGAGGAGUGGGCUCACCCCGCUUUCUGGGUUUGAAAUUUCCGGAUUCGCAAAGUUCAGUUCUUUGCAGUACCUAUUUAUCUACUCAUAUUUGCAUGUAUUUGAAAGGCUGGGUUGGCAGAAGACAGUUUUCAAUAAUGUAAUUAUUAAAACCUAAGUGGCCUUUCAUGAGUACUAGUGGAUAUUAUAACGUUUACUACUCAGGAAAUAACAUUUCUGAAGAUCUGCUCUAUAUUUUGUGUGUUGCCGUAUCUUUGUUCCUAACAGUUCAGAGAGAUUACCAGGUACAUCAGUCUAACAACUGAGAAACCUAAGUGGCCUUUCAUGAGUACUAGUGGAUAUUAUAGUAUUUACUACUCAGGAAAUAACACUUCUGAAGAUCUGCUUUAUAUUUUGUACAUUGGCAUAUCUUUGUUCCUAACAGUUCAGAGAGAUUACCUGACACAUCAGUCUAACAACUGUGAAACCUGAGUGCCUUGCAUGAGUACUAUAUAUACGUUUUUAAGGUUUUUAUAAUGUGUUUUAACAAUGUUAUUAAUGGCUCUUUAUGUAUUGUUCUGUUUUUAUGAUUGCAUUUUUGUGCAUUAAAUUUUGCCAAUUUUUGUAAGCCGCCCUGAGUCCCCUCGGGUGAGAAGGGCGGGGUAUAAAUGUUGUAAAUAAAUAAUAAUAAUAAUAAUAAUAAUAAUAAUAAUAAUAAUAAUUUUAUUCUUGUACCCCGCCUCUAUCUCCCCGCAGGGACUCAGGGCGGCUUACAAAUGCCAAAGAGUAUACAAACAAAAACAUCAAAUACUGAAAAUGCACAAAUGAAAAAUUAAAACAUACGAUUAAAAUCAAACAAUUGAUAAGACAAGAAUUUGAUAUUUAAACAUAUUUCAAUAAAUUUAAGUCCUUUCUCA
Molecule: messenger RNA, 6943 nt
Organism: Anolis carolinensis (green anole)
Lineage: Eukaryota; Metazoa; Chordata; Lepidosauria; Squamata; Anolidae
Product: zinc finger protein 135-like
Exons: 4
Coding region: 4093-5460 (455 amino acids)
Source: RefSeq, a predicted model, not a curated record